CUCCACUCGAACUAACAUACCCCACAUUCCGUCAUUAUUAAUCCACAAUGCCACGUUCUGGAUGUCGGACAAGGGACGGUGGAAGCUUCCAUAAGGCUGGGAGAUUUAAACAUGCUUAAGCGCCUCGGUUUCCAUGGCAUAUCUUUGACCUCCUCGAACUCAACAUCACGUCGUCCUAUCUGAACUUUGACAACGUAUCAUUGCAGUCUAGUAUAACUUUGUAACAAUCCUAGAAUAGCACCAGAAAGAGCUAUACAAGAUGAAGGAGGCACAAGUAGCAAAGGACCUCAAGGUCACCGUCAAGGACGUCGCUGUCCCUGAGCCACAGGCGAACCAAGUCAUCAUCAAAGUUGUUGUUUCCGGAAGUAAUCCCAAGGACUGGAAAAUCCCCGCCUAUGACAUGAAACCCGACUUCAACAGUGGCGACGAUAUCGCAGGCUACGUCCACAGUGUUGGCCCCAAUGUCUACGAGUUCAAGGCCGGCGACCGGGUCGCCUCCUUCCACGAGAUGAUGACGCCUGGUGGUUCCUUUGCCGAAUACGCCGUAGGAUGGGCGCACACUACCUUCCACAUCCCCUCCUCCGUCUCCUUUGAACAAGCCGCCACCCUCCCCCUCGCCGCCAUGACAGCGGCAAUCGGCCUGCACCAACGCAUGGGUCUGCCUGAUCCCUGGACACCCGCCAAGGAGCCCACUCCGCUCGUCGUGUACGGUGGCGCCGGCUCCGUAGGCGCAUUCGCAAUCAAGCUUGCUCAAAAGGCAAACAUCCAUCCCAUCAUCGCCGUCGCGGGUAAAGGCGAGAAGUUCGUAGAGGGCUUGAUUGACCGCUCAAAGGGCGACACGAUAGUAGAUUACCGCAAGGGUGACGAAGCCGUCGUCAAGGGCAUCAAGGAUGCCCUCAAGGGCCAGAAAUUGCACUACGCGUACGACGCCGUCUCGGAACACAACUCCUACACAAACCUUGUCCAGGUCCUCGAACCAGAGGGCCAACUUACUUUGGUCCUGCCGGGCAAGAAGUACGAGGGUAUUCCGGAGAGCGUGAAGAAGUCUGAGACUAUGGUGGGCACAGCGCACGGCGAGGACAGCGAUUAUGCGUUUAUCAUGUUUAGAUACAUGGCGAGGGGAUUGGCGGAAGGUUGGUUUACACCGCAUCCGCAUGAGGUUGUACCCGGUGGGUUGGAAGGUGUGCAGAAGGGGUUGGAGAAUUUGAGGGAUGGCAAGGCAAGUGGAGUCAAGUACGUGUUCAAGAUCGGACAGGAGUAAGGAAAUGUUGUAGAUGGCUGAGAUGCAAUUGAAAUGCAUUUCUAUGCCCUAUUGCUGGGCUUAAAACAUGAUAGAACUUGGACGUUAAAACCAUACGCAUAAUCAGAGUGCGU
This is a messenger RNA of Alternaria alternata, 1374 nucleotides long. Its product is annotated as GroES-like protein. Gene Ontology annotation, molecular function: oxidoreductase activity, acting on NAD(P)H. The coding region runs from base 260 to 1261 and encodes 333 amino acids. NCBI's taxonomy places the organism in Eukaryota, Fungi, Ascomycota, Dothideomycetes, Pleosporales, Pleosporaceae. The record is from RefSeq and is a predicted model, not a curated record. The transcript has 2 exons.